GUCUCAUGUAUGCCCCUCGAAUACCUCCAACAAAGAUCAUGCGUAUCUAUUUCUGCUUCAAUGAUUAUCCAUUUGUCAUGAUCUAGAUGGCGAAAUAAAUUUAUCAGCAUUAUUAUCUUCUUGUCCCAGUCACACUCCCACCCACAAGAGGCCACGUUCGCUAGAAGCCGCUUCGUGCCUGGCGAUCUAAAAGUUUCCCCGUAUCCUGGACUUUUAGAGGCCACCGAGUCCUCUAAAGGACCAUACAACACCACAUGGAUGCCGACCCCUCUAGGCGACACACUCCCUUCGAUCACAGUACAUUCUCAAUCUUCUCUUCAUAAUUCCCAUCUGCCUCUUCACCACGACGCCCAAUUCCCACACGCGCAGGAACUAGACGAGCUAUCUGCAGAAGGUCAACGUCAUAACAGAAACCCUUCCAUCUCCUCUCGCAAGUCCCAAGAAGAUACUGCACACCUGCUCGCCACCGAUUCCGACGACGAAGAUUCUUCUAUGGGUACCAAGUCCCGACGACCUCGAUCGCAAGAGCCGAAAGGUUCCGCCUCCUCGACAGGAGGACAGAACGGGCACGCGAACGGCAACAUGAAUAGCAGUGUGGAAUACAGGCGGAAGAAUGCUUCGCUGGAAUCUCCGACUGUUACAGCAAAUCUGAUGGCGAGGGAUUCCUUCUCCUUGGAUGAACAUGUGCCAAGGACACCGACGAUAAAUAAUCAUGGCUUCUUUCAGCUGCCCAUGCAGGACAGGAGGAACUUUGGUCUUCUGGUCCUGUUAUACUUUCUGCAGGGUGUGCCCAUGGGAUUGGCGACUGGCUCUGUGCCGUUUAUUCUGAAAGGUGACAACCUGUCGUACAGUGCGUUGGGUGUGUUCAGUUUGGCAUCCUACCCGUAUUCGUUGAAACUGUUAUGGAGUCCAAUUGUGGAUGCAUGCUGGAGUCCGAAGCUCGGGAGACGGAAAAGCUGGAUCAUGCCUAUACAAAUGUUGUCUGGGAUUGGAAUGAUUUGGCUUGGAUCGAGAGCAAAGCAGAUGAUGGCUACUGCAGCCAGUGACGGAGGAACUGGCAUUUGGGGAUUCACUGGAUGGUGGUUCUUCCUUGUUUUCAUGUGUGCUACGCAAGAUAUUGCUGUGGAUGGUUGGGCUUUGACGCUCUUGACCCCAGGCAAUAUCUCUUAUGCUUCGACGGCACAGACGGUUGGCUUGACUGCUGGCCAGUUCAUGUCGUACACCGUUUUCCUUGCCUUCAACUCUCCCGACUUUGCCAACAAGUGGUUCCGCAAGACGCCUUUGGAAGAAGGUGUCAUGACUCUGGGAGGAUACCUCACAUUCUGGGGCUGGGCAUACAUAAUUGUGACUGUUGGUCUUGCUCUUCUGAAAAAGGAGGAGAAGACCAAGAAUGAAGAUGGUAUAUGGGAUGUUUACAAGGUGAUGUGGGGGGUUUUGAAGCUCAAGAACAUUCAAACCAUCAUCAUCAUUCAUCUGAUUGCGAAGAUUGGCUUCCAAGCCAACGAUGCAGUCACGAAUCUGAAGCUUAUCGACAAAGGAUUCAGCCAAGAAGAUCUGGCCCUUACAGUUCUGAUUGACUUUCCAUUUGAGAUUGGGCUGGGAUAUUAUGCUGGGAAAUGGUCAACAACAUAUACGCCCAUGCGUCUCUGGUGCUGGGGCUUUGUCGGUCGCCUCAUAGCCGCCAUUAUUGCCCAGAUCACAGUUGUUAUCUUCCCCAGUAAUGGUGUCGAUACAUGGUACCUCUUGGUUGUGAUUGCAGAGCAUAUUUUCUCGACAUUCACAAGCACCGUAAUGUUCGUCGCUAUCUCAGCUUUCCACGCAAGAAUCGCGGAUCCAGUUAUUGGUGGAACAUACAUGACUCUUUUAGCUACCGUCUCGAAUCUUGGCGGUACCUUCCCAAGAUUUUUCGUCCUGAAAUUCGUAGACUUCUUCACCUCAGCAACAUGCAUCCCACCCCCAUCAACCUAUAAACUGGACCCCAAACUCCGAGGGCCUCUCGUGACAGACUCAUUCUCCUGCGCUCUGUCAGCAGAAAAAGAUCGCUGCAUCCAAGGCGGAGGCAUCUGUGAUAUCACCAGAGACGGGUACUACGUCAUGAACAUUGUGUGUGUGAUCAUAGGUAUCGUGACGUUCUGGGGAUACAUUAAACCGGCGGCGAUCAAGUUGCAGAGUUUGCCACUGAGAGCUUGGAGGAUUGCUGAGGGGGCGAGCUGAGUGUUGUGGAGGGGAAAGAGGGGGUGUGUGAAGUGGAGUGUAUAUAUGUGUCUUGUAGAUUAGAAUUUUGAUGUUAGAUGAAUGCAUACUCCGAUA
Mollisia scopiformis is the source of this 2310-nucleotide messenger RNA. RefSeq lists its product as uncharacterized. Lineage: Eukaryota; Fungi; Ascomycota; Leotiomycetes; Helotiales; Mollisiaceae. The coding region runs from base 259 to 2214 and encodes 651 amino acids. Gene Ontology annotation, molecular function: acetyl-CoA transmembrane transporter activity. The transcript has 2 exons. Gene Ontology annotation, cellular component: membrane. The record is from RefSeq and is a predicted model, not a curated record.